Messenger RNA from Austrofundulus limnaeus, 381 nucleotides. Its product is annotated as sushi-repeat-containing protein SRPX. Lineage: Eukaryota; Metazoa; Chordata; Actinopteri; Cyprinodontiformes; Rivulidae. Gene Ontology annotation, biological process: phagolysosome assembly. The record is from RefSeq and is a predicted model, not a curated record.
CAUGCUCAGUGCGGUCUGGACUUGAGACACGUGACGGUUAUUGAGGUGGUCGGGACUUACCCUGCUCAAGUUGGACGAAUCCGGCACAGGCUUCUCCCACCAGGACUGGCCCUGCAGCUCAGGUUACUGCUCCGGAUCCCUCAGAGAUCUUUUCAAAUGGUGCUGGUAGACAAGCAGGGCCUGGACAAGCAGCGCUACCCGUUCCCCAUCACAGCGGCUGAAUUAUUCACCACCAUCGACACCUUCCCCCUCCGUAAGGACGAGAUGGUGUUACAGCAGGGGGCGGGACAGACCUGUCAAUCAUAAAACACUCCCUGAAGUGAAAUGUCAUCCAUUUUUAAUCCCACUCCUUUCCCGUCAUAAAAUCAGACAAGUGGGCUC